Molecule: messenger RNA, 1218 nt
Organism: Zonotrichia leucophrys gambelii
Lineage: Eukaryota; Metazoa; Chordata; Aves; Passeriformes; Passerellidae
Product: proto-oncogene vav-like
Exons: 4
Biological process (GO): cell migration; regulation of GTPase activity
Cellular component (GO): cytoplasm
Molecular function (GO): protein binding; guanyl-nucleotide exchange factor activity
Source: RefSeq, a predicted model, not a curated record
GAGGAAGGAAGGAAGGAGGAAGAGGAGCAGGAGGAAGGCCGCUCGCGUGUGCCGCAGGUUCCGCGGGCAGGUGAAGCACAUCAAGGUGACGGCGAGCGAGGGGCUCUACAGAGUGACCGAGAGGAAAGCGUUCCGCGGGCUGGCGGAGCUGGUGCAGUUCUACGGGCGGCACUCGCUGCGCGAUUGCUUCAAGGGCCUGGACACGACGCUGGCGCUGCCCUACCGGGACCCCGAGAGCCCCGCGGGACCCCGAGAGCCCCGUGCCACCCGCAGUUUCGGCUCGGCCAAGGCGCGUUACGCCUUCAGCGCGCGGGACAGGACAGAGCUGUCCCUGCGGGAAGGGGACAUCGUGCGUGUGCUGAGCAAGAGGGGACAGCCGGGAUGGUGGAAAGGGGAGAUCUACGGACGGGUCGGUUGGUUUCCCGCCAAUUACGUCGACGAGGAUUUCUCUGAUUAUUGCUGAUUGUGGGGCCACCCCGAUGUCCCCAACGAUGUCCCCAACGAUGUCCCCAAUGAUGUCCCAACGAUGUCCCCAAUGAUGUCCCCAACGAUGUCCCAACGAUGUCCCCAACGAUGUCCCCAACGAUGUCCCAAUGAUGUCCCAACGAUGUCCCCAACGAUGUCCCAAUGAUGUCCCAACGAUGUCCCAAUGAUGUCCCCAACGAUGUCCCCAACGAUGUCCCCAACGAUGUCCCAACGAUGUCCCAACGAUGUCCCCAACGAUGUCCCAAUGAUGUCCCAUCAAUGUCCCCAACGAUGUCCCCAACGAUGUCCCCAACGAUGUCCCAACGAUGUCCCAACCAUGUCCCAACAAUGUCCCAACGAUGUCCCCAACAAUGUCCCCAACGAUGUCCCAACGAUGUCCCAACGAUGUCCCCAACGAUGUCCCCAACGAUGUCCCAAUGAUGUCCCCAACGAUGUCCCAACGAUGUCCCAACAAUGUCCCCAACGAUGUCCCCAACGAUGUCCCCAACGAUGUCCCCAACGAUGUCCCAACAAUGUCCCCAACGAUGUCCCAACGAUGUCCCCAACAAUGUCCCAACAAUGUCCCCAACGAUGUCCCCAACGAUGUCCCCAACAAUGUCCCAACAAUGUCCCCAACGAUGUCCCAACGAUGUCCCCAACGAUGUCCCAAUGAUGUCCCAAAGAUGUCCCAACGAUGUCCCAAUGAUGUCCCCAAAUCAUUUCUGUCCCAUUAAACCGGGCUCAGCUCCAGGG